Suillus paluster is the source of this 363-nucleotide messenger RNA. RefSeq lists its product as uncharacterized. The transcript is spliced from 3 exons. The record is from RefSeq and is a predicted model, not a curated record. NCBI's taxonomy places the organism in Eukaryota, Fungi, Basidiomycota, Agaricomycetes, Boletales, Suillaceae. The coding region runs from base 1 to 363 and encodes 120 amino acids.
AUGUCAUCGAAUGAGAGACCAGCCGAAUGCGAUCCAGCACAUCCGGAGGUCACAAAUGAAGAUUUGCGUGCGAUGGUUCGUGAGUUCCAGCCAAUAGGGUCAUUCAAACACUCCAGAUUGCAAUCCCUUCAAGAUAGACUCAGCAGCUACAAACAAGUUAAUGGAGGUCUUCCGGCCCCUUCCAUACCACUACUCAUCGAGGCUGAGCGACCAUUUCAAAUCGCUUGGGCGGAUACAUCUGACAAGCUCCGGAGGGCUGAUGCUGAGCUACAGAGGCUGAGAAGAGCUGAACAGGCAAGCAUCGAAAUGCUCAAGGUGGUAGAUUCCAUGAUUCGUCAGUGUGAAGAACGAAACCAAAACUAA